GUCUUCUUCGUCUCCAAUCUCGCAGGGGGCCGAGUUCAUCCAUGGAGCUCGUCCCCUACUCCGACCCAAACCCUAACCCUAGCUCCAACCUCCCCUGGUCCGAGAUGUUCCGAUCCGCCUCUCUCCGGCGACCACCGGACUCCCUCCCUCCUUCUCCUCCCAAACCUCCUCGCCCACCACCGGCGAACCCCCAUCAACCAUCCUCCAAUGAAGAUCGCCAAACCAUAACCCUAGAUUCCCAAGCUCGUCUAGCUCUCUACAUCGCCAUGGCGCAUGCUGGCCUCGCCCUCACCAUUCUCCUCCUUUACGGCCUUUACAAGCUCCUCCACGACUUCAUUCGUCCUCUCCAAUGGGCGUUGCUAUGCUCCAUCCCUCUCCGGGAGGCUCAGCUCGCCGUCGUCGACUUCUGGGCUGAGCCUCUCCAGCAAGGCAUCGUGCCGACCCUCCUCGCCGCGCCAUCGGCUCUUUUCCGCGCCUCAACUCUCUCCCUUUCCGAUCUCCGUUCCGCUAUCCUCCGCCGCCGUGCACCAUCCCCUUCCGGCUUUCCCCGUCUCGUCCGCUGGCUCGCUUCCUUCUGGCUUUUCACCCUCGCAUUCGAGCGCUUCGGCCCUUUCUCCAUCCCCUUCCUCCUCCUCGCCGGCCCCACCGCGUCCGCCGCCGCUCGCCACCCUUCCAUCGCCAGCCGUCGCCCGAAACCCUCUUCUAGCUUCUUCACCUCCAAAAUCCUCGCCCACAUGAAGACGAUCGUCGCCAUCGGACUCAUUUUCUGGAUGAUCUUCGGCUGCCUCGCUGGCGGGAUCUUCUUUUCCUACAAGAUCGGCGUUGAGGGCAAGGACGCGGUGAUGUCCUUGAAAUCUCACGUCCAGAAGAGCAAUUACGCCGAGAGGAUUGGAUUCAAGCAGUGGAUGGACGACAACGAUGUUCCCGGCCUCGUCGAUCGCUACUCCGCCAGUCUCUACGAGACUGUAUGGGAGCACGUUGACAGCCUCGCCGCGCAAUACAACCUCACCGAGUUCGCCAACGGCUUCCGCCAUUUCCUCAUCACCCCUUCAAAUUCCGGCCCAUCGACGGCAUUGUCAAGCUCGCCGCCGCAUCCUUACACGCUGAAGUUCCAAUCGCUGAGGACUCGCGUGAAGAACCGCGAGUGGACUGAGAUUUAUUCAGAGCUGGACGCCAUUUUCAGAGAGCUUUUGAUCACCAGAGAGGACUUGGUGGAGAAAGCCAAAGGUCUUGCCUUUAAAGGGAUUGAGAUCUCAAAGCAAGUGCUUGCUAGUAGUACUUCAGUGCUUGGAGGGAGUGCGAGCUUGGUGUUCUCUGUUUUCCUACUGGUUGUAUCUGGUGCUGCAGAGGUUUUGAAUUUCUUAUCCCAAUUGAUGGUUUUCCUGUGGGUGUUGUACUAUUUGAUCACGUCGGAGUCUGGUGGCGCAACAGAGCAGGUUGUCGGGAUGCUCCCGGUGUCGAAACAAAUGCGUGAUCGCUUUGUGGAGGUCAUCGAUAAGGCGAUAAGCAGUGUGCUCUUGGCAACAGCCAAGAUUUCGUUUUACCAAGGUUGCCUGACAUGGUUGUUGUUUAGGUUUUGUUCAGUGCAUUUUCUUUAUGUGUCCACCGUCUUGGCUUUUAUUAGCCCUCUGUUGCCAAUAUUGCCACCAUGGUUGUCUUCAAUUCCGGCAGUCGCUCAGUUUUUCAUGGAGGGGAGGUACAUUUGGGCCUUUGUCAUUGCUGCGGUGCACCUCAUGUUGAUGGAUUAUGGUUCUUCUGUGAUUCAGGUAGACAUUCCUGGGCAUAAUGCUUAUCUCACAGGGCUUAGCAUUCUUGGGGGCUUGACAUUGUUUACAAAUGCUCUGGAGGGAGCUAUAAUGGGACCACUUAUAAUGACAGUGGUCAUUGCAUUGAAGAAUUUGUAUGCAGAGUUUGUGUUGGUUGAUAAUGAAGAAACCUGCAGUUGAUGUCCAUAAAGAAAGACUGCUCAAAAGACUUCAUUUCCAGUUUUGUUGUUCAAGUUCCUUGGUUCUUUAAAACAUAUUUAUUUUAUUUUAUUUUUUGUUAUUCCUUAAUGGAAAAUUGGGAUAAAUUAUUCCUAGUGUGUUAAUUACUGUAGAAUAUGAAGCAGUUAGUAUUUAUUGUAUGAUUGAUAAACAAUUGUCAGUUCCUUGUAGUAUGUAAUCUAAGUUUGGUAGUUAUAUUUAUAUAUAAAAUAUCAAAUUUUAUGUUG
Dioscorea cayenensis subsp. rotundata (Guinea yam) is the source of this 2212-nucleotide messenger RNA. RefSeq lists its product as uncharacterized. The record is from RefSeq and is a predicted model, not a curated record. The transcript is spliced from 2 exons. Bases 42 to 1946 code for a protein of 634 amino acids. Lineage: Eukaryota; Viridiplantae; Streptophyta; Magnoliopsida; Dioscoreales; Dioscoreaceae.